UGAAACAGUGGGAAAUAUGGGAUUUAAAAAAGAGAAAUCUGCCCGACGACCAAGGAGCCUCGUCGAUGACAUCAUGGAUUCUGUGAUAAUGAUAGACAGGGGUUCCAUUUGUUGCUCCCACCUCCUUCCUCUUCCUCCUCCUCCUCCUCCGUCUGCUGCACCUUCAUCCCAUCUUGGGUGAUUCUCGGGGGGGUGACCACCACCACUCGCUCUCGGUGAAAACCAGUGGUGAGGCGUCACAGUCCGACCAGUCAGUGCUGAGAACUUCGGAGGAGCCGCGACACCUGGAACCCCAGACGCCCGUCAGCAGCCCGACGCCGCUCACCAGAAACUCUGGCCAUCACUUCACUAACAUGGGAUCAAAACCUGAACCUGGAUCAGUUCCGUCCACCCGUGAAGAUCUGGCGGCUAUUGAGGACGAAGAGGUUCUCAACAAGAUGCUGGACACUGCAGCGGACUUUGAGGAGAGGAGGUUGAUCCGGGCGGCGCUGCGAGAUCUGCUGAAGAAAAAGAGAGAUAAACGUGAGCAGGAGCGAGGGACACGGCAGCAGGACUUACGACAGCAGGGUCUGAGCAAAGGAUCAGCAGCAGGUGGCGCUGUCAGCAUAGGCAGAGCAUCCAUGAACCAGCAGCCGUCAGUGAACAGACCCACAGCUCAGUCGUCUCCUUCAGCCUCCACCGCCCUCACCGGAACACCAGGCAGUAAGGCGUCCCCCGCCUCCCCCCCGGCCUCAGCCUCAGUCCCUACAUGUCCUGCUGCUGUAGCACCUAACGCUAAAAAUGUCAAACAGAUGCUGCUGGACUGGUGCAGAGCCAAGACGGAGCCUUAUGAGGGCGUGGACAUCCAGAACUUCUCCUCCAGCUGGAAGGACGGCAUCGCCUUCUGCGCCCUGGUGCAUCGCUUCUUCCCCGAUGCGUUCGAGUACUCCGUCCUCAACCCAAACAAACCCAGGGACAACUUCCAGCUGGCCUUCAGCACGGCAGAGAAGUUGGCCGGCUGCCCUUCUCUCCUUGACCCUGAUGAUUUAGUCCGGAUGAAGGAGCCGGACUGGAAGUGUGUGUACACCUACAUCCAGGAGUUCUACCGCUCCCUGGUGGAGAAAGGCCUGGUCAAAACCAAAAAGCGAUCGUAAACUCUCUCUCUCGGUUCCUGACACACGAAGAUUUUUCUUUUUUUUUCUUUUGAACUUCUAGAGUCAAACUUCGCCACAAACGGAUGAUUCUCACGUGCUUCAAGUCUAGAUUAGCAGCCGUAAACUAGGGAUGUACGAUAACAUCGGCCGACCGAUAUUAGUUGCCCCGAUGUUAGCAUAAAUAUGUAAUAUCUGUAAGAAUUGUUUUUUUCCUCUGAUAAUGAAAACCCGAUAACCCAAUGCCUGGGUUUUGUCAAUUGA
Molecule: messenger RNA, 1394 nt
Organism: Cynoglossus semilaevis (tongue sole)
Lineage: Eukaryota; Metazoa; Chordata; Actinopteri; Pleuronectiformes; Cynoglossidae
Gene: smtna
Product: smoothelin a
Exons: 9
Coding region: 354-1133 (259 amino acids)
Molecular function (GO): protein binding
Source: RefSeq, a predicted model, not a curated record